This is a messenger RNA of Aureobasidium uvarum, 207 nucleotides long. NCBI's taxonomy places the organism in Eukaryota, Fungi, Ascomycota, Dothideomycetes, Dothideales, Saccotheciaceae. The record is from the annotation of a GenBank genome assembly.
AUGGCUCAGCUUCUCCUUCAGCAAGGCAAGGUCCCUGAGGCCCUUGAGUACUUUGAGAAGGCCGCCGAGCUCUCACGCACCGAGGCCGAGAUUGUCAAUGCCCUCUCAUACGCCGAGGCCACCCGCACACAGCUCGAAGUCCAGGAGAAGUAUCCCCAGCUCGCCAGCAGACUGCAGGGCAUGCCUACUUCGGCCGCCAUGCGAUAG